Messenger RNA from Papaver somniferum (opium poppy), 4799 nucleotides. RefSeq names its product lysine-specific demethylase JMJ25-like. The transcript is spliced from 19 exons. NCBI's taxonomy places the organism in Eukaryota, Viridiplantae, Streptophyta, Magnoliopsida, Ranunculales, Papaveraceae. Gene Ontology annotation, cellular component: chromatin; histone deacetylase complex. Gene Ontology annotation, molecular function: transcription coregulator activity; chromatin DNA binding; histone H3K9 demethylase activity. Bases 133 to 4407 code for a protein of 1424 amino acids. The record is from RefSeq and is a predicted model, not a curated record. Gene Ontology annotation, biological process: regulation of transcription by RNA polymerase II.
UGCAAACCUAAAAAGAACAGAAAGAGAGAGACCAGAGACCAGUUUUAUUUCUCUCUUUAUUGCCCACCGGAAGACGGAGAGACUGAGGGGGCGGUAAAAAAAGCAAAAGUGGUAUUGCGAUCUCGAUAAACCAUGAAUCAAGAGAAGGAUGGUGGUGAUGAUGAUUCUAAAAGCAAAACAGCUGUUAUUGAAACAACAAAAACAGAAUCAAAGAUUGAAUAUGAGAAACAAGGAAAGAGGGGUUUUAGGGGUUUUGGUACUGAUGAUGAUGAUGAUGAUGAUGGUGACAAGGAGAAUAAGAUGGAAAAGAUGGAAGAAGACAAUGGUGGAAUUAAAGAGAUUGACGAGGGCUUAUUAGGAAAAGGUGAAUCAGAUUCAGUAGAGGAGGAGACUAAAGAGGUAAACUCUAUUAUUACUACUGCUACAGAAACAGUAAUAAAAAGAGGAAGAGGAAGACCUAAGAAGAACAAGGCAGUGGUGCUGCUGGAAAAUACUAAAAACAUGUUGAAUAAUAAGGUCAACCAAGUGGAGGAGGUGGAAAAGAGGGAACAAAAUGGAGGAAUUGAGGGUUUAGCAGGGAAAGGAGAAUUAGAUUCAGUAGUAGAGUGCAUCAAGGAGGAUGACUCUAUUACUAAAGAAACAGUAAUAAAAAGAGGAAGAGGAAGACAACCUCAUUCUGAUGAACAAACAAGAAGGAAAAGAGGGAGACCAAAGAAGGUUGAAGAUACAAACAGGAUGGAUGAUGUGGAGGAGGAGAAAGAGAAUGAAAAGGGGAUUAAGAAGAUUAAAAUGGGGGGAGAAAAUGGAACUGAGGAGACUAAGGAGGAUUUAGGAAAUGGAGAAUUGGAUUCAGUAGAGUGCGUCAAUGAGGAAAUAAAAGGGAAGAGCUCUAUUGCCAAAGAAAUAAAAAGAGGAAGAGGAAGACCUAAGAAGGUGAUGCAAUUGGACCCAACUACAAACAAGAUGAAUCAAGUGAAUGAAGAGGAGGGGGAGAAGGUAAUAUGUCAUCACACGGCAAGCACCGACCAAACAAGAAGAAAAAGAGGAACACCUAAGAAGGUGGAGAUAUUGGAAGAUACAAACAAGAUGAAUAGAGUGAACCAAGUGGAGGAGAAGGUAAGGUGUCAUCAGUGCGGUAAGAACGAUGAAGAGGAAUAUGUUUGUUGUACAAAAUGUCAAGUUAAAGUAUAUUGCAUUGGUUGCAUAGGAACUUGGUAUCCAAAGUUUUCGGCUGAAGCUAUUGCACAGUCUUGCCCAUUUUGUCGUGAUAAUUGCAAUUGCAUAAAAUGUUUGCGUUCAUGUAUAACGCCCAAGAACUUGAAGAGUCAGGAAAUGAUGAUGAAAAACAGGGAGGAAAAUGGAAUUGAUGAGAUUAAGGAGGGGUCAGGAAAAAGAAAAAGAGGAAAUCCAGAGAAGGCGGUGCUACUUGAGAACGCAAAGAAUAAGGGUAGGGAUUUAAUUGAUGAGCAAGGAAGAAGAAAAAGAGGAAGGCCAAAGAAGGUGGUGCUAGCAGAAAAUACAACAAAGAAGGGCAGUGAUUUAAGUGAUGAGCAAACAGGAAGAAAAAGAGUAAGACCAAAGAAGGUGGUGCUACUGGAAGUUACAAAGAAGAAGGGUAGGAAUUUAAGUGAUGAGCAAUCCAUAAGAAAAAGAGGAAGACCAAAGAAGGUGGUGCUAGAGGAAAACACAAUGAUGAAGGGCACAAAUUUAAUCGAUAAGCAAACAAGAAGAAAAAAAGGAAAAUCAAAGAAGGUGGUUCUACUGGAAAUUUCAAAGAAGAAAGGUAGCGAUGAACAAACCAUAAGAAAAAGAGGAAGACCAAAGAAGGUUGUGCUCCUGGAAAUUACAAAGAAGAAGGGUAGGGAUUUGAGUGAUGAGCAAACAAGAAAAAAAAGAGGAAGGCCAAAGAAGGUGGUUCUACUGGAAAACAUACAGAAGAGGAAUGAUGUGAGUGAAGUGGAGGUGGAGAAGAAAAGGUGUCAUCAGUGUAAGAACGGUAGAGAGGAAUAUGUUUGUUGCGGAAAAUGCGAAGUGAAAGUAUAUUGCUUGCGUUGCAUUCAGAGUUGGUAUCCGAAAUAUUCGGCUGAAGCAAUUGCAGAUUCUUGCCCAUUUUGUCGUGGAAACUGCAAUUGCAAAGCAUGCUUGCGGUCAUUCAAAGUGCUUAAGAAUUUAAAGAGACAAGGAAUGGAGAUGGAUGCAGACGAGAAGCUUAACUGCUGUAAAUAUAUGUUACGAGCUCUAUUACCCAUCCUGAAACUAAUUCAUGAAGAACAAGAUAUGGAAAGAGUAGCGGAGGCAAAUAUACAAGGAGUAAGAGUUCCAGAUUUGGAGAUAAAACAGACUUCUUGUGAACCAGAUGAUCGUUUCUACUGCAACAACUGCAGUACUUCAAUUGUCGAUUUUUAUCGGAGCUGCACAUACUGUUCUUACGAUCUAUGCCUGAAUUGUUGUCGUGAAAUCCGUGGUGGUUCUUUACAAGGAGAUUCUCGAGAAUUAAUUACGAAGCAUGGCGACAAACAAGAAUCUGGGUGGCAAAUGGGGAGGAAUGGUAGCAUCCCUUGCUUGGCUAAAGAAGUCGAUGCUUGCGAUUCUGGUCAACUAGAGCUGAAGCAUAUUCUUCCAAAAAACUGGGUUUCAGAGCUGAAGCAGAAAGCAGAAGAACUAGCAGAGAAAUACAAACUCUUAGAUGUUCCUGCAACCCCUGCACAUAAGUGCUCCUGUUUCAAUUCUGCCGGCUCUAUUGACUUGGAAAACAGUAAUUUGCGGAUAUCAUCUUGUCGUGAAGAUUAUGAUGACAAUCAUCUGUACUGUCCAUCAGGUAGUGAUAUGCAGCAUGGGGACAUGGAGCACUUUCAAAAGCAUUGGAUGAAAGGUGAGCCGGUAAUUGUCCGGAAUGUUGUGGAUCUUACGGAUGGCCUGAGCUGGGAGCCAAUGGUUAUGUGGCGUGCAUUGCGCCAGGUAACAAACCCCAGCAAGUCUAAGGAUCCAUCGUCCUUAACAGCAAAGGCCAUCGAAUGCCUGAAUUGGUGUGAGUUUGAGAUUAAUCUGAAAGAAUUUUUCAGAGGCUAUUCAGAAGGUCGGAGACACCUCAACUCUUGGCCUGAGAUGCUCAAACUGAUGGAUUGGCCACCAUCGAAUUUCUUGGAGGAACGCUUGCCACGCCAUGGUGCUGAAUUCAUUAGUUCCUUGCCAUAUCAGGGGUACACAAAUCCGAAGAGUGGAUUUCUUAAUCUUGCAACAAAAUUGCCAGAGGAUGCUGUGAAGCCGGACUUGGGGCCCAAGGCAUACAUUGCUUAUGGGUAUGGCGAAGAACUCGGCCGUGGUGAUUCUGUAACAAAACUUCAUUGCGACUUGUCUGAUGCGGUGAAUGUCUUGAUGCAUACUGGGGAAGUUUCUCUUGAUGCUCGACAACGUUCUGCUAUAAAGGCUUUGAAAAAGACAUACAAGGCCCAAGAUGAAAAAGAGCUUUUUGUGACUUCUCCCGAGUCAAAUUUUGAAGCAUCUAUAUCUGAGAUUGGUGGGUCAUGUGCUGCUCCUUCAAACCAUGAACAAUCUAAGUCUGACCUUAAUCGUGGAGAAGAAGAGUCUUGUAUUGUCGGCUGUGGCCCAGCUACCAGUGGUUUGGGUGUAACACAAAAGGAUGCAUGUGAGGUUCAGGCGGUGGACAGUUUGGAUCUUAAUAUGGAUGUUAAUCUCCAAGUAGACGACAACCUGGCUUCAUUGGAGACAAAUGAAACGGAAAUGUGCAUGGUUCAUUCUAGACAUAAGGUUUCGGAUACGAAAGACCAUGCAGACCAACAACAUGGGGAAACUGAGGUCACCAAUAAUGAGAACAAGUUGAGUGAAGAACAGAGUAACCUUGAUGGCUUGGAGAAGAGUAAUGGUGGUGCUCUUUGGGAUAUCUUCCGCAGGCAAGAUGUUCCAAAACUUCAGGAAUAUCUUAGAAACCAUUCCAAAGAGUUCAGGCACAUAAAUGGUUCUCCUGUAGCAAAGGUUAUUCAUCCAAUUUAUGACCAGACUUUUUAUCUCAGUGCAAAGCAUAAGAGGGCGCUCAAGGAGGAAUUCGGAAUUGAACCUUGGACUUUCAUACAAGAACUUGGAGAGGCAGUAUUAAUCCCAGCGGGCUGCCCUCAUCAAGUAAGAAACCUCAAGUCAUGUCUUAAGGUUGCAGUCGACUUUGUCUCACCAGAAAAUGUCUUAGAAUGUGUGAGGUUAACUGAGGAUUUCCGUUUACUACCCAAGGGCCAUAAGGCAAAUGAAGACAAGCUGGAGGUAAAGAAGAUGACCCUCUAUACUAUCAGCCAAGUUGUGAAUGAACUGGAGCAGUUGAUCAAGUCUGAGGAUACUAAGAGCACUCUAUCCGAUUCUGAUCCAAAACUAAAUCCUCCGACAAUUGAGAUACUAUAGAACAGAAAGGUACUGAAGAUACACGGAUACGUCAUUUUUUUGUAGAUUUUUUUUGUGUAGACAGUCGUCCUGUUGAAAGGUGAACGGCACCAAAUGGCUGCAAACAACAUACAUACCACCACAACAUCGGCAACAGUAUGAUCCAUUCUUGAUUUUGUGAAUCUUAACCUAGGUCAGGUUACAAUUUUAUACUCUCAUUUUUUAGUGACAAUCCAUUACUGCCUCAUUUCCUCCCUCUCCUUGUAAGACGAGGUUGUGGCUUGCGAGUGUUCUUCUGAUAACUACAUUUUGUUGCCAAUUCGAACACAAAUACAUAUUGAAAUAGACAUCCUUCAACUGUAAAUUUUGUUGGAUGCUGGAUUCUGAAUACAAAGGCCUGUCACUUCUAACAU